Messenger RNA from Pseudo-nitzschia multistriata, 3777 nucleotides. The record is from the annotation of a GenBank genome assembly. Lineage: Eukaryota; Bacillariophyta; Bacillariophyceae; Bacillariales; Bacillariaceae.
CUACCGUGAACCGUGAAGCCAUGUUGGCAGACACUCUCUUUAAGCUCUUGGGCAAGAAAAUUAUGAAACAGUUGACAAAACGGAAAUUGGAAUUCUAAACAUUCGAAACGCGAGAUGUCUUUCACAUCACCGACAAAUACCACAAAUAUGUCAAACGGGAACUCUAUCCUCGCUAGGGCAAGUGAAGGCGACAAUACGAAGGGGACAGAAGAUGUUGAGAACGAACUCUGUUUAAGUAGUAAGUACAAUCACGACUUGGUGUUGACGCCUAGAACAGAAGCGUCCACUCCAGAAUAUUUGGACCCUAAGACAAAUAGCGUCAGUAGCAGCGAUGGAAUUAAUUGUGUGAUUAAGUCACCAAGAGAUGCAUCAUCAUCGGAAUCGUCUGCCGACGAGGAGCAAGAUCUAAAGCUUCAGCGACACAUGAGCCAAACAGAUAACCAUAUCUGCAUGCUUGAUCGUAAUGGAGAUUUGAACGAGGUGGCAGGAUCUCAAUCUAUGCUCUCACAAGAGCUCAUGGACCACGGAAACGACCACAGUGAUAGUAAUAACUCAGGGGAUGAAGAAGCUACCGAGACGAGCACUGCGCCUUGUUUGUUGGAAGACCUAGGUUUGAAAAAGGGAUCACAACCAGAAUCUUCGAUUGGAAUAGCAAAACGACUUGGUUUGCUGCCACAUACUCAAGAAGAAGGAGGAGAAGAAUCCCAGGUCGAAGACGAUGAAGGACUUUAUGCUAGACAUAAAACUCAGUCGCAUCGAGUCCAAGUACUGAAAGCUGUUGAUGACAACAAACAAGUUGAAGAAGACCAACAUGUUGGGUCAACGAAAACAUCCCCUCGAAAUGACAUCGUGGAUAAAGAUUACGAAUUCCAAUUUCAGAAAACAGAGGCAGCACGGGCUACCAGAGCUAUUUCUUCCUCUCAAAGAUUAUUAGAUGAUUCAUCAAGGAAGACACCUAUUUCUGGUCUAGAACUUCUCACGCAAGUGGGAAUCAAGGAAGCGAAUAAAGCUGCAGCUAUGACGUCAAAUGGCCAUGCCAUUGACAAUGAAAAUGUUUCUAAUAAAGCCAUUGCAGUAGCUGCGAUGAUAAGUAUUCCGAAAACAACGGUUUAUCCAAAUGAGGGAUUUGGUUCCCUGUUAGAUGCGGUUGCCAAGAUCACGGAACAAGAAGCGUCGGGUUUAGACUGCAGCAUGGAUUGGGUAUCCUCCCAGGCUUCAAACGAUGCACCUACAAGAACAAAACGUGUAAAAAAGCGUAAGAAGCCGCCAGUAGAUUCGAAAGGCUCAACUACAAAAGUUCAGAGAAAGAGUGAGACGCAAAAACUGAAAGAGAAAAUACGCAGAGAGAAGAUCGAACUAGAGAAUGAAAGAGCCCAAGCUACCGCCAAAAGAGCGGCAAUAGUUGCCGAACAUACCACCACGGACCCUGUUAUUGCUAAAAAGUUGCUUCUAAGCAUGGCUUUAGCACGAGAAAAUCCAAGAAGCAUUCCUAAAACUUUACCGGGAAAGGGCCACGUAGUUCAAAAAAGUUUCUUUUGGGUGAGUGCGCUGUACCUCGUUGGUACCAUCAAUUGUAUUUACUUCUUGGUAUUCGUCCAAACAUAUUUUUGGACAAAUCAAAUAAGCUAACCGGCCAUCGUCCCAUAUUUUGUGUUAAGGCUCACUACCCUCCACUAGAGAUGGUUUUAAAGAAACACAUGGCUGAAUAUUAUGAAUUAUCUACACACCAAUGUCAAUCAAGAGAGCAGCAAGCAUUCAAUAACUAUAUGGUUGACCUUGUAAAGGAUGUCGCAGAUCAACAAGAGUGGAAAUUCGCUGAUUCUUUCUGUGAUAAAAGUCUUCGCGACAGAAUUCGAUGUUAUUAUAAGACGCAUAUUCAAAACGCGAAGAAACGUCUUCGUACGAUGGUUCGCAAUCCGACGAAGAAGGCUAAUGCGAGACAUUUAUGCGAGCACUUGGAUUUGAUCCAAAAGCAUCGUGUAGAGGAAGGCACUUCCAAAGCAAAACCAGAACAAGGAAAUGAAAAGAAUAAAAAGAAGUGAACUACCAUUCUUCAUUGAAGUGCCGUUGAUCGCAAACAACGUUCAUUCUCGUUCAACCUUACCCCAAGAUUGCAACAAUUGUUUCGAUGAUUUAAAAUUAUUUUUGUUACCAUUUCAGCCAUGCGGGCAGCUUCCGGGUCACCAGGCUACAAGAAUUACUCCCAGAAGUACGAUAUGCUAGAAGUUGGUGACCRGUUUCGGAGCAAAAGAAACUGCGUGCGUUGAACUGUAAAUUCGAACCCAUCUUAGCGUCGAAAAUAUGCAUGCGUAUUGACAAUGCACAUGAUACAAAGGGAACAAACUACAGCAAAUACUAUCGGGCUGGAUGAUACACAGAACAAGUGGAAAACUAGUGCAGACUGCUAUGAAGAUUAGAAAUKGGAUGAAUAGUAAAAAAGUAAUUGAAGAUUGUCUAGUAAUAAGAAAUUACCGUCAACAUGCACAAUUUGGAACGACUCCAAAACCAAUGAACGAGCGGGCCUUUUGGAUGGCAGAAAUACAAUAUAUACAUAGCGGUCAUCGAGAAUAAGAAGUGCGCGAAUUAGACCGAAGAACAAAUAAAACAUGAAGAAACUCAGAGAAGCUUAAUCGGUCGUGGACAUCUACCACUCGAUCGUCGUCCUGUCUUCGAUCCCUGGCUUGUCGAAAUAAGUCGCAAACGACCACGGGUUCUGGGGUGAUAUCGUCGUUCAUGAAAGCGUAACUCACUGCUCGUUGGCAGUCCGACAAAGAUAAGCUCCCUACAUGAUCAUUAUCAAAAGCAUAGAAGAAAUGCCUGGCAAAAUUGAUUGUCUCUGUGUUGAGUUUGAUCCCGGUUUCUGAUUCCAAAAGUUUCGCAGCAUGAGCUUCGUCUUCGAUGAAACAUUUCAUCGAGUUUUCUUGAGUGUAAUCUAUUUGAUUAUUCACUUGAGUCCAUGUUUCACAGAGUGUAUGCAUAUCAUAUAACACAUGUGCUAUCACACACGGAAGGAUAUCACCUCCGGCUAUGAGGUAGACGGCACCAUACCAUAGACCGAUGACUGACUGAAUCAGUAAAUUCAUCUUGUUUUCUUCAGGAUGUGCGUUCUGAGACAGAUGUCCGAUCGAAAAAAGAGCAGCCUGUCCGAAAAGAGCCAACAGAACAGAGUUUGUUACGGAUGACAUUACUGUUGGAAUAUAUCCUCGAAAAAUAAUUUCUUCUGAAACACCAGACGAAAUUGCAAUCAAUGCAGAUAGAAACAUCACUUGGAGAGACGCCGACGCUGUAGGUUCCAUUUCUGACUUUCGUCUCCCAAAUAGACUAAUCACCAUAUCUAUGGUAGCGAAAUUCAUCUUUGACGCGCUUCUAUUAUCUGAAGAUUCGAUAAGACUCCCAAGRCCAAUCAAAGGUAUUGCUGCAAUUAUUCCUUCUGUCAAGCGAAACGAUGUCGGUUGCCAGUCAAACAGUGAAUGGAAGUCUUGUGCAUUAUUCCAAUGCAGACCAGACAUCUCCAACGGGCUAUCUCCAAAAAAAGAAGCAACCAGAGCGACAGAAGAGGCCAUCAGAAACAGAAUGGUUUGGUUAACGCAAAUGUAGUUGAUAAGUGGUAUAGAUACCGCAGUCAAAGUCGACGAAGCAUUGUCUUCAAAGGAUUGUGUUGUUUUUGCAAUCUUUGGGUUCUUCACAACCACUUUAUGCUUUGGCCCGAAAUCUUYACAACCAUCAUUGUAGUACAAUGGAUUAGAUGAGUGAAGAUAAUAAAAAGUUCUAUCCGAC